Hippoglossus stenolepis (Pacific halibut) is the source of this 1650-nucleotide messenger RNA. Its product is annotated as 15-hydroxyprostaglandin dehydrogenase [NAD(+)]-like. Gene Ontology annotation, molecular function: oxidoreductase activity, acting on the CH-OH group of donors, NAD or NADP as acceptor. Gene Ontology annotation, cellular component: cytoplasm. NCBI's taxonomy places the organism in Eukaryota, Metazoa, Chordata, Actinopteri, Pleuronectiformes, Pleuronectidae. The record is from RefSeq and is a predicted model, not a curated record. Bases 730 to 1503 code for a protein of 257 amino acids. The transcript has 8 exons.
UGUCCCCAUCACAUUUGAUGUAGUAGUAACAUAAAUGUGAACUAGAAACGGAGGAUCCACUCGAACAAGGCUGAUGACAACUGAGACGACUCAAACUACGCAGUUAAGCUCAUGGGUUGACAUCUAAAACUUCAUAAGGAAUUUAAAAAAAAAACACUAGCUACACGAGAUAAAGCGUGAUUCUAGUGCAACCCCCGUCUGAGCUAAAGCGUGGCAUGUCUGCUGCAGCCAACCCAAACAUGCCUCCCCCAGUCUCCACUGGUCCACGGCCACGGGUAUUGAACACAGCCACUCGGACACUGAAUCCGAUGCAGACGUGCUCUCCUCGACCUUGGAGCAGCAGCGGCUACGGUUAGCUUAGCAUAGAUUAACAAACCCGCUGCGCGCGCUCAAGCCGCGCUGCCGGCUACAGCUAGCUCGCGGGAAAUUAGCAACGCCACUGGCUUUUUUUACGCACAGACGCGUCUCGGCUUUGACCGGCUCGCCGACACCGUGUGGCGCAGCAUGGAGAAAGAGGUUAGAAACAGGCCAUACCCUCCGCCAGACCCGAAGGAAAGUAGGGAACGUCCCCCGUCUGCAUCGCGACGGCCAUAACAUCUACAAACAAACCAGCGGCGGAUCACUGAGCAUGUGCAGCAGUUCCGAGGACUUCCUGUGUGCGUCCGCGCUGCGACACGCCCACAGGUUAGAACCCAAGAAUGCGGAAGUCGUUUGGCCAAACAAGGUGAAAUGGCUUUGAAUGGUAAAAUCGCGGUAGUAACUGGAGCAGCACUGGGAAUAGGAAAAGCGAUAACGGAGAUACUUUUACAAAACGGUGCUACGGUAGUCCUCCUGGAUGUGAACGAAAAUGCAGGGAAGAGUUUAAAGGAAUCCCUCGACAAACAGCACGGACGAGAGAGAACCCUGUUCCUGAACUGUAACGUGGAGUCAGAGGAGCAGCUCAAAGCUGCAUUUCAGAAAACUGUGCAAACCUUUGGAGGAGUGGACAUCCUGUGCAACAACGCUGGCAUCUUUGAUGAGGGCGCAUGGGAGAAAAGUGUUUCCAUAAACCUCGUGGGUGUUAUCAGGGGGACUUACCUGGCUUUGGAGCUCAUGAACAAGUUGACUGGAGGUCGUGGAGGAGUCAUCGUCAACAUUGCAUCCAUUGCAGGUCUUGGUCCAUUCGCGUGCUGUCCUGUCUACACGGCCACCAAGUACGGAGUGGUUGGCUUCACUCAAGCCAUGGCGGCUGCUUCUACUGCCUCUGGCUACGGCAUACGUUUCAACGCCCUUUGCCCAAGCUUGGUCCAAACCGAUCUCUCCACUCACAUGUUAGACAGAUUAGGACAAUUCUCCCAUCUGGCUGAUACAAUUACAAAAUAUGCAGACAAAGGGGUGUUAAAUGUGUCUGAGGUAGCUGAGUGUUUUCUGGAGCUGGUGAUGGAUGCGACGAAGAAUGGAGAGGCCCUCGUGGUGACACCCAAUUUCAAGAAAUACAGGACAUUCCCCCCAUUAACCCAGUAGGUCAUGGCAACGUCAAACAUCAUACCUGUGUCACAGACUCAUUGACACCUUUUAAAUCACUUCUUAAAACACCUCUUCAUAUCUUAUGUCUUUUAUGAAUCCUAGUUCACUAUUUUAUUACCAACACACCUGUCUGUUUUAUUUUGA